GUUUUAUUACCAGUGUUCGGCUAUUUUGGAUAUAUUUGGAUAUUCUGUGCAGAAAAUAUGCCUCCAAAAGGUGAAUUUUUGUGUAUUUGCCGUGGAUGCUCGUCCAAAACAGGUAAAGGGACAAGUCUUUUUACAAUACCCAAGGACUUCAUUAGGGCUGAAGUGUGGUUAAAAGCAGCAAAUCGAGAAGAUUUGCUUGAAAAAAGUGUGGAAGAACUACACAAAAAUUAUAGACUGUGCGAAUAUCAUUUUGAAGCAAAAUGUCCAAGUGGAAUAUUUGAUUUUAAUUUGGACAAGACAAAAAUUACACCCUCUUUACUGGCACCACCAGAUGCAACACAAACAACUGUUAAUUUGAGUCCUAUUCCUGGAAAUGUAGGUGGUGAUUUCAAAGAAGAGUUGAUGCCAACUAGGCUCAAGUGGUGUUCUCAACCUUACAAUGGUUGA
Messenger RNA from Brassicogethes aeneus, 447 nucleotides. The record is from the annotation of a GenBank genome assembly. NCBI's taxonomy places the organism in Eukaryota, Metazoa, Arthropoda, Insecta, Coleoptera, Nitidulidae.